CUAUAUGUUCCGGUUUUCAAAAAUCGUACAUUUCAAUAUCAAUUAUUUGAUUGCAUAAAAAUAAUUUAAUUUAUAUAUUUUUUUAAUUUAUAUUUUAUUAUAUUUAAAAAUUUUAAAAUUAAUUCUUUUUUCAUUUAUUCGACUUCAUAUAAAUAUACAUUUUUUGAUUUUAGAUAUAUUUUAAAUUUCAUAUACUAUAGCACUUUUAUAUUUCAUUAUAUAUAUAUAUAUUUGAAAUGUGCAUUGUCAAAAAUAGUAAAAAUGUAUAAAAUAUAAGUGUAAUAUAUAUAAUCUUAUAUUUCAUAUAAGAUUUCAUAAAUGAUAAAAAUGUUUAUUUUAAAAGUGAUAGAUUUUGAUAAUUUUUGUGAAUAUUAAAUUAAUAAAUAAUAUAGUUAUAACAAAAAUUAUUACAAUUUUAUAUAUAUACAUUAAUUUAUUUACCAUGGUUAAGCAUUCUAAUAGUUUGUAAUACUAUAUGAUGAAUAUCUUAAAGUUCGAUAAAAAAUUUAUUUGAAAUGGCGAAUUUUUCUUAUAUGUAUUUCGUGAAAUAUUAUACAUACCCAUUCUUUAUAAUUUGUGCAAAAAAAAUUAAUUUUAACGGCAAAAAUGGAUGUCAGUACAUUAUUUAAAGCAAGUGUAAAAACUAUUAGUCUUCGUAAUAAAGCUUUAGGAAUUAUUGAUAAUACACAAAAUAUAAAAAAGGCAAAAAAUAAAAGUGCCUUUUUUGUAAAAGUUCAAGGUGUUGUUGCACAAAUUUCAAAAUUACGCGAAUUUUUGUUAGAAAAUCGAAAAGCAUAUUUAAAUUUUUCUAACUAUAUGUCAAAUAUACCAAGUAUGACAGAUGCUGAUCGUGAUAAAAUUGAUGUUGGUGCGCAAAAAAUAAUGACUACUUGUUCCCAAUUACUCAAGGAAUUAAAGAGAGAGAUAGCAAGUUCUGAAGUUUCUCCACAAAAUUUGGAACAUAGAGAAAUCAUGUUAUUAUUAAUUGAAGAUUAUCUGAAGAAUGUUUGCAAAAUUUAUUCAGAACAAAAAGCAAUACGAGUAAAAAGAGCAAUGGAAAUAAGAAAAAUUGCUAAAUUGGAAUUAGAGAAAAAACCAAUUAAAGAAUUAGAACACAAAAUAAAAUUGAGUUCAAACAUAAAUGAAAAAACUGAAGACAAAGAAAAUAAAAUUAAUUCUGAUGACUCAAGCCCUAUGAAAAUACAAGAAAUAAAUGGAGAUGUAAAUACAUUAAUAUAUGAAGAAGAAAUAUCACCUGAAGAUAUACAAGUAUUUGAAGCAGAAAAUGAACAAUUAUAUAACGAACUUAAUACAUUAACAGAAGAAGUAAAACAUAUAGAAAGUAAAGUUGUACACAUAGCCGAACUUCAAGAGAUAUUCACAGAAAAAGUAUUAGAUCAAGAUAAAGAUUUAGAUCGUUUAAUGACGACAGUUGUUGGAUCGACAGAAAAUGUGAAAGAAGCUAAUGAGCAAAUUAGACAAGCAAUUCAGAGAAAUGCAGGACUCAGAGUGUGGAUUCUUUUUUUUCUUUUAGUUAUGUCUUUUUCUCUAUUGUUUCUCGAUUGGUAUAAUCCAUAAAAUAAAGAUGUAUAUUAUUUUAUUACAUUUUUUUUGUACAAACAUCUGAAAAAUGUUGUAUUAUAUGUAAAAUAUUGAUAUAACACUUGUACACUCUGUUACUCUGUAAAUGAUAAUGAACAAAACAUUUGCCAAAA
Molecule: messenger RNA, 1715 nt
Organism: Apis cerana (Asiatic honeybee)
Lineage: Eukaryota; Metazoa; Arthropoda; Insecta; Hymenoptera; Apidae
Gene: Syx18
Product: syntaxin 18
Biological process (GO): retrograde vesicle-mediated transport, Golgi to endoplasmic reticulum
Cellular component (GO): endoplasmic reticulum; SNARE complex
Source: RefSeq, a predicted model, not a curated record